AUGAUCGCUCCUCAGGCCGAGGAAAGCCAUGGCGACCUCGAUAAGACCCGUAGAAAUAACUUGCGCGGACAUGUCCAGUUUGCUGCUGUCUGGUGGACAAAAUGUCUGAACGGAUGGAAUGAUGGCACCUCUGGAGCACUGUUACCCAGGAUGCAGGCGGUGUAUCAUGUCAACUUUGUUGUCGUUUCUCUUAUCUUCGUAAUGGCUUGUCUGGGAUUCGUAGUUGGAGCCCUUAUAAAUGUCCCAUUGUUGGACAGGAUCGGGUUUGGUAAAGUUCUCGUUAUCGGCGCGUUCUGCCAGGUCGUCGUUUACGCUUUGCAGUCAGCAGCACUGCCCUUCCCAGCGUUUGUAGUCACAUUCGCAAUUAACGGAGUGGGUAUCGCUUUGCAAGACGCCCAGGUCACAAGUUAUGUCGCGAGCCUCAAAGACCACCCUGAUAUCAAGAUGAUGAUCCUCCAGGCCGCGUACGGUGCUGGUGCGUUAACAGCCCCGCUGGUCGCCACCCAGUUCUCACAAAUGGCCCAUUGGUCUUACUUCUACCUCGUAUCCUUGGGAAUCGCCGUGACAAACCUCAUAGUCCUGUGGAGCGUUUUCCGAUUGAAGCCGCUGGAAGCCUGUUUCGCGCAAAUCGGCCAGCUGCCUGAAGAGCACCAUCGUGAUACCGGAAGAAGCGGCCACAACAAGAUGCGCCAAUUCCUCGGGAUGAAAACUGUGCAUAUGCUGGCCGCUUUUGCUCUUGUGUAUGUCGGUACUGAAGUAACGAUUGGAGGCUGGAUUGUCACUUUCAUUGAGCAGGUACGCGGGGGAGGCGCCUCGUCUGGUUACAUUUCGUCCGGUUUCUUUGGCGGGCUGAUGUUGGGACGACUCGGCCUUGUAUGGGUUAAUCAGAAGCUGGGCGAUCGUAUCUCGCUGUAUCUGUAUUCUUGCAUUGCCAUUGGCCUGGAACUCGUCGUAUGGUUCGUACCCUCUCUCAUAGGAGGUGCCGUUGCGGUCUCUCUCGUAGGGUUCGUGCUCGGACCGAUGUACCCCAUUCUGAUGAAUCAUACUGGGCGCAUCCUUCCUCGAUGGUUACUAUCUGGCUCUAUCGGCUGGAUCGCGGGCCUAGGUCAGGCAGGCAGUGCGCUUUUUCCCUUCAUGACUGGAGCCGUCGCGAACAAGGCAGGGAUUGAAAGCCUACAACCGAUGCUCCUAGGAUUUCUGGGUUUGAUGAUCGGUCUCUGGACAUUGGUCCCAAAAGAUGUGAGAAGGCCAGAUUGA
This is a messenger RNA of Guyanagaster necrorhizus, 1257 nucleotides long. RefSeq names its product MFS general substrate transporter. NCBI's taxonomy places the organism in Eukaryota, Fungi, Basidiomycota, Agaricomycetes, Agaricales, Physalacriaceae. Gene Ontology annotation, molecular function: transmembrane transporter activity. The transcript is spliced from 11 exons. The record is from RefSeq and is a predicted model, not a curated record. Gene Ontology annotation, biological process: transmembrane transport. The coding region runs from base 1 to 1257 and encodes 418 amino acids. Gene Ontology annotation, cellular component: membrane.